AACUGGUUACAAAAUGUAAUGUAUAUUGUUACAUGAACAAUUAUUGGGGGUGGACGAUACAAGUGUGGUGGAGGACGAUCGUCAGGCGGCCGCACCACAACAUGAUGACGCAUUUCCCGCGCUUUCUGGCCGAGCGUGGACGGGAAUGUGUGUGGCAGCCGCUCCUCUCACCCCCACCAUGACCACCCGCUACUGAGGACUCUUGCCAGACUUUGUAGUUAAGGCACAGCAUUGUAGCGAUGGAAUUCACUCCUAAGAAGCAACCUGGCUUUGGCUCAGGCUCUCUGCGUUCCAACCCUUACUCGACUGGAGGACGGAGUUAUAUAAAAAGGUUCAAGAAACGAUCUGCAAAUGUCAGCACACCUCGGUUGUCACUGGCAACUCCUCCAAGAACUAGUCUACAGAACCGCUUUUCCAGAGCCGAGAGAAUUGUGAAUAAUUCUUCGAAAAUUCAAACUAAAUCUGAUGAGGGAUCAAACUUGGGAAAGUGGAAAAAUAAGAAUGAAGGAGCAUCUCAAGCCACUAAGCGUCCAUUUAGUGCUGUAAAUGGUAUAGAUAACUCUAUAGACCCUUACCAUGUUCUUUCAGAUAGUGAAAAUGAUACACUUGAGAUUUCUAACAAAUCCAACAGUUUAAAAGACUCUUCAGUGUUCUCAGAUACUGAUAAUGAAAUAAUUGAGAGGAAAAACAAAGCUUUUGACAAGGAGAACUCACUUUUUGGACCUUCUAAAUCCAAUUCAGUCAAAGUAUAUACAAACAAAAAGAAAUCUUUCAACUUGUCCAGAUCAAGGCUUCUCUGUGAUGUAUCUCCUGAGAAAAUUGAGAGAGCUUAUGGCCCCAGGCGUUUAUCUGGCGCAGAAAAAGAGAAUAUACCCACUGACACUAAAGCAGAUCCAUCUAUUAUAGAACUGACUUCCCCACAUCUAAUAGGGUUCCCCAACUAUGGCAACACAUGCUACUUGAACUCAGUCAUUCAGUCACUGUUUGGUUUGCCAUCCUUUUUGGGCGACUUCCAGUUAGUGGCUUCUCAACUUGGCAUGCCUCAUACAUCCCUCUCCUUUGGUCUGAGUCAAGUUUUGUCCAGCCGGAUGAAAGGCCAAGUUUCUGGCGUUAAGCAGUCUCUCAAGACUGUUAAGGAGAAUCUGGAGCGAGUCGAUGGAUCCUUUUCUGGUUUUAAGAUGCAAGAUGCAAAUGAGUUUCUGACUCGGGUUCUCGACACCAUGAAGGAUGAAAUUGAUCGUUGCCAUAUGACCACUCCGAGUCCCGACCGCCUUCUGGGUUCUCAAACAUUAGUCUCCACAUCGAAGAAAGAUCUUAAUGAAGAUGUUUGCCUUAGUGGCAUUGGUGCUAAAAAUGGUUUCAUUUAUCCCAGUUCAUUAGACUUUUCAAGAGAUUCAAACAUUAAUGGCGUUAGUGAUGUCGUGGACAGUGAAGUGAUUAAUGAUUUUGAAGAAUUAACCAAGAUAAAUGGUGUUAGAGAAAAUUGUAAGGUACUGGAUACGGAAGCUGGAAAUAAUAAAUCUGACUUGGUUAAUAUUUUUGGCAAAAGACCAAUGGGGGGUGAGAUUAUGAAUUUUGCCCUUCAAAGUGUAACGCCAAAGAAAACUUGUGAUGAAGUUUUGCCAAGAAAUCCAGUGAAAGAUAACUUUGAAUUUCAGUUACUUGAGUCUUACAGAUGUUUAGGGUGUGGUGAUGUUGUAGGAAGAAGACAAGAAUAUUUUGGACUUUAUGUAAAUCUUCCAGGAGAAGGACAAGAGUCCAUUCAAGAUUCCAUUUCGUCAUACAUGGGAUCAGAUGAGAGAGAAUUAAAGUGUGAAAAAUGUGGCCAUACACAGUCUUCUGUUGUUACUUCAAUAACAAGUUUGCCAAGAGUACUUAUAGUCCAGUUAAAGAGAUACGAGUACAAGCCAGAGCAGUGCGAAAGUGUGAAGAUGUCAUCACGUGUGCGUGUUAACCGCUGGAUUAGUUUAGAUUCUUACAUGACCAGUGAUGGAAGUGGUCCCUCUCAUUGGCAACCACAAGUUGGCAGCUGUGUAACCCCACGAACACCGAAACAGCCAACUCUUACUGUACGCAACCUGUCAUCCGAAUUGAAUAUGUGUGAUGGAAAGAAAGAGGAAGAGCAACUGCCAGAUCUUGUCAGUCCAGCCAAGCCAUUUGGCAGUGCCACAGCCAGUGCCACUGAAAACGAAGAUGAGGAACUGCAGGAAGUGAUGCGUCGUAGUAUGGAAGAUAUUGGGGGUGUUCAAGAAGAAGACGAAAUCCAGCAGGCAAUUAGACUGUCGCUGCAGGAGAUGGGUAUGAGCUAUAUUCAAGAGAAUCAAGGAGACAGUGCUGAAUUUCAGAGCGAUGACGUCAAGCCUAAGACUCCUAAUAUUAAAGACAAUCCCGGGAGUGACCGACAUACUUACCGCCUUAUUAGUGUGAUCAGUCACUUUGGUCUUACAACAAACACAGGGCAUUAUGUUUCUGAUGUAUAUAACUGUAAUGAAGAUAAUUGGUUCCACUAUGAUGACGAGAGCGUUGCAAAAAUCCCGGAAUCAGUGGUGUGUGCGGAGGGACGGCAGAAGAACGGCUACAUCUUCUUCUACAUGCAUCAAUGCUUCAUAAACAAACCUAGGCAUCAAACGACCGAAGAAGGCGAAUUGCUACUUGCUAGAGGCAGUCAUUGGGAGGAAAAACCUUCAUGCCAACUGCACGUAUCCCGAAGAAGAAGAAGGAAGAAAAUGUCGAUGUCCUUCAUAGAGUUCGAGAGUGCUAGGAAGAAGGAUGAGCAGCGGCAGUGGGAGCGGGAAGCCAGACAGGCGGUGCUGGAGAAGGCAAAAAAUAGUUAUGAGGCCAAAGUGCAAAAGGAGGAGGCAGCUCGGCAGCGAGGGGAACAUACAUGGAUGUUGACGUCUGUAGAAUCGAAGCUUGAUUCUCACAAACAAGAUAAGAAGAAAAAGAAAAAAGAGAAGAAGAAGAAAAAAAAGAAGGAAAAGAAGGCAAAGAAAAGCAAGAAAAAAUGUUCGUCAUCAUCUUCAAGCAGUGACACUGAAGAAGAAGAAGGGAACAUGUGGGUGGAAAAAUGUGCCCCCAAUCUUGCUAAAGCUGAGGAGACAAUAGAGCCAGGUACCUCACGAGCAGAGAAACAAAAUGAUGCUACACGAGAGCCACCAAAACGUGAUAGCUGGAUGGAGAUGACAUCCUUGUUUGGAACAUUCUCUCGUGAUGAAAUGAGGGAACGUGAAGGUACCAGCAGAAAAAAGGCCAAGGAAGAAGAAGAAAAACGAAAACGUGAAGCUGAUAAACCUGGAUCCCACUCUAGGGAACUGAACCCUUACUUCAAAAAUGGAGGAAGUGGCCUGCCAGAAGAAGAAGCAAAAGAGGAAACAUCAACUGGUUCAGUAGCAAUUGGACUAGAUGCUGCUUGGCUGCAUAAGGCUUUACGACGGGCUCAAGAACAAGCUAAACUUGAAAACACAUCACUUGAAGAGAUAGCAGCUCAACGAUGGGGUUCACUGGCAAAGUUUCAUGAACUAUUAGCUGAAGCAGAAGGAAGAGGGAAGAAGAACCAAGCAGAUAACUGGCAGAGAAUGAAAAGGACAAGAAGUAGAAGCAGAGAGAGAUUCAGAAGUAGAAGCAGAGAGAGAGUUGGAAGUAAAAACAGAAGUAAAAGUAAUGAAAGACAAAGUGCUCACAACACAGAGAGGAGAAGCAGAAACAAAGAGGAAGAAUAUUAUGAAGAAAAUAGUAGAAAAUAUAGAAAACAGAGUAGGGAACGAAGUAAAAGUAGAGAGAGAGAAAGGAGCAGGAGCAAGGAAAGGAGGAGAGGCAGAAGAUGCAGUAGCAGCAGAAGUAGUGAUAGUGAUAGUAAGAAUUGCAGUGAAGACAAGGCUAAACCACAUAAGUGGCCAAGCAACGAGAGCCGCAGGUCUGUAAAAGAUCUUUUGAGACCCCCAGGUGAUAAUUAUCCAGCAAAACAUUCUUCAUUGUUAUCAUCAAAGUUCAGAAGACCAGAUGAGAGUGAGACAAGAUCACCAAGUAGUGUGAAUGCUAAGAAAUUUUCCACAAGCAACCGUGGAUGGCAGAAAACAGAAUAUAAACAAGCGUUAAAAGAACGCGAAGUACAAUCACAACAGAAGUCAUCAUCAUCAUCAUCAUCCUCAGAAUUAAGUGAUUUAGAAGAGGAAUCAUCAAAAGGUAGACAAAGGACUUUGGAAAGGGAAGCCCCAAUAAACAGUGUUGAUGUGCCAGCACAACCACCAGCAUCGCCCCAGCCACCUGCUCACCUGCUAACAGAUAAGGAAAUGAAUGAGCUUGCUGCGAAGAUUAUGAAAGCUGAACUGAUUGGAAAUGAUGUCCAGGCAAAUAAAUUGAAAACCAAACUGGAAGCUGCUAGGGCUGCUCGGGCCAGUGGUUCAGCUUUUGGAGAGGGCACUAAGGAAAGUGGAGACCAGACCACAGAACAGAUAGUUGUCCUAACCAGGAUGGAUACCAAAGGUGGAUGCAGACCUAUAUCUGGAGCAGAUCAAGAAGCUGGAGUUGGGAGAAGAAAACAAAUCAAAACUCAUGGGCAAGAUGGUAAACGAACCCGGUACUUCCCAGAUGAUGAUCAGCAUGAUCUCAAGCGCAUGUUUGAGAGAGAAAAGGGAACAUCGGCUGAUGAUCAAAAUUCCAUGUUUGAGCAAGCAGCCAUGAAGAACAGUGAACGGCUCAACGAUGACUACGACAUGGAUGACAUGUUCAUGAGCAAGGUGGCACUCAAAGACACGGCUGCCAAACAAGCCGAGAGAGACAGACUUAAAGCUAUACAGGAACACAAACGUUCUGAGCGCUCAAUGGAGUCAUGCCAAUGGUGUUUUGAUAGCAAAGAUAUGCCAAAACAUUUAAUUGUUGCUUUAGGAAGUAAGUCAUACGUGUGUCUCCCUCCUCAUGAGUCUCUCACGCCUGGACAUUGCCUUAUUGUCUCAAUCCAUCAUAUUCCUUCUUCUGUACAAGCUGAUGAAGAUCUGUGGAGUGAAAUCCAGGAUUUUCGCAAGUCUUUAGUAAAAAUGUUUAACUCCCGGGACGAGGACUGUAUAUUCUUCGAGACUGUUAAAAAACUCAAGUACUAUCCUCACAUGGCUCUCAACUGUGUGCCUCUUCCAAAAGAAAUGGGAGAUAUGGCUCCUAUUUACUUUAAGAAAGCCAUAAUGGAGUGUGAAGCUGAAUGGUCCCAAAACAAGAAGCUUGUGGAUUUAAAGAAUCGUGAUGUCCGCAGAGCAGUACCAAAGGGACUUCCUUACUUUUUUGUCGACUUUGCCAUGGAUCCGGGUUUUGCUCAUGUCAUCGAAGAUGAAAAGGAUUUUCCCAACAACUUUGCUCAGGAAAUUGUUGGUGGGAUGUUGGACUUGGAUAACAAGUUAUGGCGUAAACCACGCAGAGAAAACUUUGAUGCACAGCGAAAGAAAGUUAUGGAGUUUAGUCGCUGGUAUAAGGAGUUUGACCCAACACAGGAUGAUUAAGUCCAAUUUAUUUUUAUAUUCUAGGUAAUUAAGUGAAAGAUAAAAUAAUAAAGAAUACAUGAAUUGAAAA
This is a messenger RNA of Procambarus clarkii (red swamp crayfish), 5556 nucleotides long. RefSeq names its product CWF19-like protein 2. Gene Ontology annotation, biological process: protein deubiquitination; mRNA splicing, via spliceosome. The record is from RefSeq and is a predicted model, not a curated record. Gene Ontology annotation, molecular function: cysteine-type deubiquitinase activity. Gene Ontology annotation, cellular component: post-mRNA release spliceosomal complex. NCBI's taxonomy places the organism in Eukaryota, Metazoa, Arthropoda, Malacostraca, Decapoda, Cambaridae.